This is a messenger RNA of Magallana angulata, 2074 nucleotides long. RefSeq names its product IgGFc-binding protein-like. Bases 1 to 1203 code for a protein of 400 amino acids. The transcript has a single exon. Lineage: Eukaryota; Metazoa; Mollusca; Bivalvia; Ostreida; Ostreidae. The record is from RefSeq and is a predicted model, not a curated record.
AUGGCACAUAUAGACAUUCCCAUGAAGGAUAUUUACUUUUCAUCCAAGAAAGGUGCAUUCCUGAAUAUAACAACAUCGUCACGUCUAGACCAUUCCCUUAAACAACAGAUAGAUAAAAUGAUUACCGUACCUUCGAGUCAUCGUAUUAUCAUUCCAUCUGCAAUUGAACUGGAAAGCUUUAGGAAAGAAGUGAAGUCAAUUUUCAUCGAAACGUUUGAUGAUGUGUUUGUCGUUAGUCAUGACCAUCUUCCUGAUACUAUUGGAAGCACUGCAAUUGUUCCACUACAUAAAAUGGCAACCCAUUACGUUGUAAUAUCGACAGAGCCAACAUCAAAGAAGAAGAGUCAGUUUGCUAUAGCUGCUCUUAAAAAUAACACGUCAGUUUCAAUAACUUUUAAGAUGAAACGAAACAUUUUUUUGUAUAUCGAUGGAAAGUCAUUUUUGAAUGGCGAUGUAUACAAUUUAACACUUGAUCGAUUUGAAACAUAUCAGAUUUCCCAUGAAACGGAUUUGACAGGAACAGUUAUUGAAUCGUCUGUACCUAUCGCAGUUUUUUCGGGAAAUACUUGUAAUAGGCUUGAAAAUAUUGGCGCCUGUGAUCAUCUUAUUCAACAAAUAAUUCCAACUAGAGAAUUAGACAAAACAUACAUAGUACCCCCAAAUACAAACGAUCGAAGAACAAAGGUUCGUAUAACAGCGACAGAAAGCAGCAACAUAAUGUACACAGUUAAUGGAAUAACUCAAACAGUAACAAUUAAUAAAUUGGAUUCUUUCGACACGAUUCUAUCCAGUAGACGAGCGUGUGUGAUUGAAUCAAAGACACCUAUAACUGUCACCAGUUUUGGUUUACGCUCUAGCAAAUCUACAAUGGGCGAUCCUUCCAUGACGGUUGUUCCGGGGAUAAAUCAAUACAUUGAUUACUACAAAACAGUGGUACCAUCCGGUUUCAGUUUUAACUAUGUAACUAUUAUGAUAAAACAAUCUUUAAAAGAUUCUAUCCGAAUUAACAACACAUUGACAAACGGAAGCAAUAUUGUAUUUGAAGAAAAUGUAUCAUUUAUGAACUUAACAUACAACGUGAGGUCUAUUAGAGUACCGGAGGGUGAAAUUUCUGUGUCUACAACUUGUGGGGAACAUUUUGGACUCAUGUUUUCGGGAGUUAAAACUUAUGCUGCAUAUGGUUUUAGUGCGAUACUGCUGUAGAACCUGAAAUAUUUGGUUCAGAUUGGGUCUAUUUAAAUUAACACCAUGAGGUACAUAUAGUAAGGGGAUUGGGAGGCUUUAUAACAUUUUUUCUCAAACUUUUACUUGUUUGCCAUUUUGUAAAACAAUGGAUGGUAAUCAAUCCAUGUUUUUUAAAAGAUUACCCGACAAGACAUGAGUUUCAUGUGUUUAAAAAGACAUUAAGAUUAAUAAUUAAGCGGAUUAUAGCGGGAAACAAUUAGCGGUGUUCGUGUCAGCCGAUUCAUUUUUAAUAAUGAUUUUCACAGACAACACUCGAUGCAAAUUGUUAAAUAUUUAGUGUUACAAAGUAAAACCUCGAAAUAAUAACUUUUCGAGACUAACGGCAAAAGAAGGCAUCGCGAGAAUGUUAGAUGUACAAGUGUAACAUUGUUUGUUGAAAGAAAAUUUUUUACCUGUACAUAGUUUAUAAAUCUGUACAUAGGUCAUAACUCAUCCUUAGAAUUAUUAUGAUCCUGUUAUGCAUGACAGAAAUGAAAGUUAUUAUCAUGAGAUUGAUUUUGGUCAAAUUUAGGCUUUUAUGUCAGAAGUUUUUUUUUUUAUUAUGAUUACAGUGUGUUUUGGUAGAGAGAAAGUUGUAAGUGCAUUUUUAAUGGGUUUUUUUCUAGAUUUUGAAUAUUAAAAAUUCUAAAAAUCCGUGUAGGACAAGAAAAACAACUGGAAUGAUAUUUUUACUCAGUAUUCAUGUACCAACAGGUAUCAGAAAACUAACAGACAUAAGAAACAUUUCAAACCAAGCAGUUGAUUAUUGAUUAGGCAAUUGUACUUUAACAUAAAUAUGAGAUUAUAUAUCCAUAAAAUUGAAAUUGUUUUACCGUUCCGACAUUGAAAC